This is a messenger RNA of Polistes dominula (European paper wasp), 954 nucleotides long. RefSeq names its product Ubiquinol-cytochrome c reductase complex assembly factor 1 (gene Uqcc1). Gene Ontology annotation, cellular component: mitochondrion. Gene Ontology annotation, biological process: mitochondrial respiratory chain complex III assembly. The record is from RefSeq and is a predicted model, not a curated record. Lineage: Eukaryota; Metazoa; Arthropoda; Insecta; Hymenoptera; Vespidae.
UUUUUUUUCUUUUUUCAAUGAGGAAAAGAAUAAAAUAUUUUCAAUUUUUUCUCAUAGAAAAAAAUUCAACAAAAUGCAAUACAGUAGAACGUUUUCAUUUAUGAAGUCUAUAGUACCUCUACUGAUAAACAACAAUUCUAUACAAUGUGGUAAUAUUAAACUUUGGAAACAUGGUUCACUUGUAUAUGCAUUGCAUUGGCCAACAACAAAAUUUAUUCAUACAACGACUACUCUUCAAACUUCUGUCGUUGAAAAAAUGAAAUCAACUACAAGAACAAAAAGGAUACUUAAGUGGAUAAAAGACAAAGUAUAUGAUAUCGAAGUGGAUAAAACAAAAACGUUGGCUUAUUCGGAGUAUGAAUAUAUUGUAGAUAAAAUAGAUUAUUCUGUAUUUUUUAAAGAGUUUAACAUGCCAGACACAUUCUAUUCGUGGUUCUUAAUAACAGAAUUACAUGUAUGGAUGUUGAUGGUACGCUUUAUGGCGGAAGGAAAAUAUGGUAAAAUUGCUAGAAACACUUUAGUAGAAGCGAUGUGGGAUGAUGUAGAUGUGAGAUCGAAAAAGUUAGGAGAAAUGAGUUCAUCUAUUAGAAGAAAACAAAUAGAGGACUUAUCGCACCAGUUUAAUGCUGCUAUACUUGCUUAUGACGAAGGUAUAAUGUCUGACGACAAAGUACUGGCAUCCGCAUUAUGGGGAACAUUUUUCAAUUUAGAAUGUAAUAAUCCAGAGCAUAUAGAAAAAUUAGUAAUUUAUGUUAGAAAGCAGAUUAAUUACUUAGAUAAAAUACCAUCACAAAAAAUAUUAAAUCAUCCACAGAUAAAGUGGUUAGAACUUAAAAAAAUAAAUAUAAGUGAUACUUGUUAAUAAAUAAAUAUGUAAUCAAAAAUAAUUCGUAGAUAUUGCAUAUAAUUUUACUCUCUUAUUGUUGCAAUUUAAAUAAUAUUUUUCCAAUUAAA